AUGUCGUUUCCAAAUAUCGAGGAAUGUCUGCCAAAGAACUGGAGCUUGUUCUUUGGCGGUAAGUGGCAAGAGCCCCAAGACGGAGAGUAUCUGGAGAUAUACAGCCCCGGAGAUGGAAAAGUCAUCAAGAAAGUCGCGUUUGCCGGGGCCAAGGACGCCGCUGCUGCCGUCGAAGCUGCUCAGGCGGCCUUUCCGGCAUGGCGGGCACAUGCAGAUGAACUGGCCCUACUUGAUGCCUACAACACUGGCAAUCCGGUUUCGAUGAUGAAGGCCGAUGCUUUCUCUGCUGCCGAUGUUGUCGAUAUGUUUGCUGGUCUCAUCCCGGCUGUGCAGGGAGAGACGACACAUCUUGACGACUCAACAUUCAAUUACACCUUGCGUGAACCAUUGGGCGUGGUUGCGAGAAUCGUUGCGUCGAAUCAUCCACUGAUGUUCACUGCUAACCGGCUUGCGGCACCCAUUGCUAUGGGCAACACGGUCGUAAUCAAGCUGCCGGAGCAGGCGCCGCUUUCGGGGUUGCGGUUUUCUGAACUUGUGGAUGGGAUCUUUCCAUCUGGCGUCCUCAACAUCUUGUCUGGCGGAUUGGAUUGUGGGAAGGUCCUUUCUACGCAUCCGCUUGUCAAAAAAGUGACUCUCAUAGGGAGUGUACCGACAGGAAAAGCAAUCCAGAAGGCAGCUGCCGACACCUUAAAACUCACUUCAUAUGAACUCGGUGGGAAGAACGCCCUGAUUGCAUACCCGGAUGCAGAUCUUGAGCGCCUCACCAACAGUAUAGUUGCAGGCAUGAAUUUUGGGUGGUGUGGACAAUCUUGCGGAUCGACGUCUCGGGUCUUCCUGCACGAAGCUCUCCACGAUGAGGUCCUCGACCGGGUCCGCGACAAGGUCGCCAAUUCCUUCAAGCCAGGUAAUCCCAUUGACCCGAAGACGACGAUGGGCGCACUCGUGAGCAAGGCAGCACAAGACCGCGUGCUGAGGUACGUCGAAGUUGCCAAGCAGGACCGUGCACGACUUGUGCUCGGCGUCAGAGUCCCGGAAGCUGCGGACACGAAGGGCGGCUAUUUCGUGGAACCGACUAUCUUUGCCGACGUCAAUCAAAAGAUGCGUAUUGCCAACGAAGAGGUGUUCGGUCCGAUUCUGUCAAUCCUCAAAUGGACUGACGAGGAGCAACUCUUCAAGGACGUCAAUGCUGUCGAGUAUGGUUUGACAGGAGCGGUGUUCACUUCAGACAUCAAGACAAUGCAGACUGCGGUGCGCCGGAUCCAGGCAGGCACUGUCUGGGUGAACACGGUCGGCACGCACUUUUUCAGUAUGCCUUUUGGAGGCUACAAGCAAUCGGGGAUUGGAAGGGAUGAUUGCUUCGAGGAGCUGCGGGACAUGACACAGUGCAAAGCUGUGCAUGUCAAGUUAUAG
Messenger RNA from Cladophialophora yegresii CBS 114405, 1410 nucleotides. RefSeq lists its product as uncharacterized. The record is from RefSeq and is a predicted model, not a curated record. The coding region runs from base 1 to 1410 and encodes 469 amino acids. Lineage: Eukaryota; Fungi; Ascomycota; Eurotiomycetes; Chaetothyriales; Herpotrichiellaceae. Gene Ontology annotation, molecular function: aldehyde dehydrogenase (NAD+) activity. The transcript has 2 exons.